CCCCAACUCUCCCUCUUGCUCCUUUUCUCCCCCUUUCUCCUCCCCCUCCCUUCUCCCUCCCUCCUCUCCCUCCCUCCCGUUUUCCCUCUCCCCUGCUCCCCCCUCACCCCUCCCUUGCCUUCUCCCUCUUCUCCCUCUCUCAGCUCCCUAACAUUAAAGAGAAAAUGCUGCUAUCAGUGACUUCCAGGCCUGGGAUUUCGACUUUUGGCUAUAACAAGAACAACAAGAAGCCAUAUGUGUCCCUGGCUCAGCAGAUGGCACCACCUAGUCCCAGCAACAGCACCCCUAACAGUAGCAGCGGGAGCAGUGGAAACGACCAGCUGAGCAAAACCAACCUCUACAUCCGAGGACUGCAGCCAGGCACUACUGACCAGGACCUCGUCAAGCUGUGCCAGCCAUAUGGCAAGAUUGUCUCCACUAAGGCCAUACUGGACAAGACCACAAACAAGUGCAAAGGCUAUGGCUUUGUGGAUUUUGACAGCCCCUCGGCUGCCCAGAAGGCUGUCACGGCCCUGAGAGCCAGUGGCGUGCAGGCACAGAUGGCAAAGCAACAGGAGCAGGACCCCACCAAUUUAUACAUCUCAAACCUGCCACUGUCCAUGGACGAGCAGGAGCUGGAGGGGAUGCUGAAGCCCUUCGGCCAGGUCAUCUCUACCCGGAUCCUGCGAGACACCAGCGGGACCAGCAGGGGGGUCGGCUUUGCAAGGAUGGAGUCCACAGAGAAGUGUGAAGCCAUCAUCACCCACUUUAAUGGAAAAUAUAUCAAGACACCCCCUGGAGUACCAGCCCCGUCUGAUCCUUUGCUUUGCAAAUUUGCUGAUGGCGGCCCAAAGAAACGACAGAACCAAGGAAAAUUUGUGCAAAAUGGACGGGCCUGGCCAAGGAAUGGAGACAUGGGUGGGAUGGCCUUGACCUAUGACCCCACCACAGCUCUGCAGAAUGGGUUCUACCCUGCCCCCUACAACAUCACCUCCAGCAGGAUGCUUGCUCAGGCUGCACUCCCCCCUUACCUUCCAUCUCCCGGGUCACCCUAUCAGAGAGUGAGCCAGACGUCUCCUCUGCAAGUGCCCACCCCGUCUUGGAUGCACCACCAGUCGUACCUCAUGCAGCCUUCGGGCUCGGUCCUGACGCCAGGGAUGGAUCACCCCGUCUCACUGCCGCCGACCUCCAUGGUGGGACCUCUGGCCCAGCAACUGGGCCACCUCUCCCUUGGCAGCACAGGCACGUACGUGCCCGCGGCAGCGGCCCUGCAGGGCGCUUACAUCCCCCAGUACGCCCCGGUGCCCUCAUCCAGUGUGUCGGUGGAGAAAACCCAGAAAGCUGUGGUGCUAGGACAUGGACGAGGGAGCCCCGCUUGCUGUGUGCCGCCCUGGACUUCGUGGAUGCAUGCGUGUUUGGGGACACGGUGCGGGCUGCUAACGUGCACCCCUGCCCCCGCCCCGUGGGCCCUCCUCGCGCGCUGUGCCGUCUCUCUCCUCCAGGUUGGUCAUUUUUCUCUCCCAUACAGCCGAGUCGCCUCCGCUACCUUUGUUCAGUCUUUAAUUUUGUGGGCUUAUUUUGUGAAUGAAACUUCUUGUGGAAUUUGGGGGAGCUGGGCAUGGAACGAGGUGACGGAAGCUGCUGCUCUUCCCGGGUGAGGCGUCCAUCUGGGCUUCAGGACGUGGACACAGCACCAAGGCUCUUGCGCGAGACGAACUGCAGCCUUUGGAAGCCACCUGUGGGCCCAAGGGGCUGAAGACCGUUCCAGGACGGACUCGCCCGGCCUCUGACUGAUGCUUCUCACACCAGCCGACGCCACCUGAGCAAAGGUCUUUCUACACCUGCCUCCCUGCCUCUGGACGUCUCCCGGCCCCUCUUCCCUGCGCUCCCUGCGGCACAGCCUCCGUCCACGGGGGAUCUGCGGCCGGGGGUGUGUGCUGCUGGCAGCCUGCAGAGCACGGGACAGCAAAGACGUCUCUGGCCCCAGAUGUCAUCCCUCAUGCCAAAGCUGAAAGAGUUUGACCCAGGGUUGUCCCUGCUCUCUGGGGUGGGGAAGACCCCCAGCCCAGCUCUGGACACCGCGUGCCUUCACACAUCCAUGUACCUGGCUUGGAGGGACAGCCGUGGGAUCCUUGACUUCUCAGGCUCUGACCUGUGACCCCCGUGCGUCCAGCAGGAGCCGGCCUCAGAAGGCUGCGGCUGCUGCACCCGCACACACUUGGUCAUGGGGGUGGGGAAGGGCAAAGCUCUAGAACCGUGUGUGGACCCCUUCCCCAAGCUUGGGCCCAGGCCAUCAGCAAGCAGUUUCCUUCUUGUGGAAGGACAACAGGGAGCAGCAUGGGAAGUCCGAGCCCGAGUUCCUCCCUCUGGCCGUCCCCUGUGAGGCCCGCGCCCAGGAGGAAGCCAUGGCUUGGCUUGCGGGGAGCAAGGCCCUGCUGCCGUCUUCCCUGGUCGCUGCCUUGCCUGGCGAGAAGAAUUCUGCUCCCUUCACUUCCAGGCACGUGCCUGUCUGCCAGGCCUUGGCAAAGUCAAACAGUGGAGGGGGAAAGAGGCGCUGGGAGCAAGAGCCCAGCGUGCCCCCGCCCCCGCCAGGCAUCCGCCAGUGCCCCCUGACCCCACCCAGGAUGUAAAGGCCGAGAUGUUCCUCACAGAAGGGCUUACCCGGGGUGAGGCAGCCCCAAGCUCAGCAGCCUUCUAGAAGGAUUUGGCUGAGCAGGUGAGCCUUAGUUCUGUCUCUAGCCUCAGUCAAGGAAAGCGCCGCAUAGCUGCUUCCUUGUCAGUGCCUUCGAGAGACAAACACAUCGGGGACCCUGAUGGAGGCUGGCAGGCAGCGAGCUGAGGAGGUGGGUGCGUGGGGCCUGUCGCAGCACUGCCAGCGCUCCUCCGCCUCCCGGAACCCCUGCUCCUGCCCCUUUUCUCUGUAUUUAAAAAUGUUCAAAUGGUCACGAUCUGUUCUGCUUUCAAUUGUCAAGUCACCUCCGGGAGCUCUCACGGGAACGGACCUGCUGGAGUCCGAGGGUCUCAUUCGGGCCUGGGCGGUGAUGGGGGGCCUGAGGUGGUCGCCAGGGCUGGGGGCGCAGAGGAACUCCUUGUUGGUGCUUUUGGCUUCCAGGCCCUGUUGCAGGAGAGCAUGGAGCAGAGGGGAAGUGGCCUGCCCAAAGCCGCCCAGCCUGACGGGCCCGCUCCCACUCUCCUCUCUGUCCCUGGUCUCUUGCCCCAGCUCGUUACGAUUCAGCCUUAAGAUCUCUUAGUACUUUGUGCUUUCCUGUUUUCAAAGGGCGCGCAGCAGAUGGUGUGGCCCCUCACCAGGCCACAAGCCUGGCUGGCCCGCCUCAUGCCUGGGUUGCCGCUGCUCUUCUCAGGCUCGGAGGUGAAACUCAGACCCUAGGCUGACUGGACUCCCAGAGGGCAGUGGGGAGGUUAGGAAGAGGUGGAAUGGCAGGGAGGACAUCUAUUUUUCCAGAGUGUUUUUAGCCAACGGAUUUGGAGCUGCCCCGUCUAGGAAGCCCAGCGGCCCUGGUGUGGUGACCGUGCUUGUCGGUACGGUGGUUGGAUGCUGCUGCCUGUGCCAAGGAUGAAAACCUGGCUUUACCACUGCCGCUCCACAGGCUGUGCUGGUUCAGGCCGCCUGGGCCCUGGUCCAUCUCCUGUCUGCCCUAACUUGCUGCCGCAGGAGCUCCGGCACCUCCCACUGCGCCUCCGGUGUUUCCAGCACUCACUCCUUGCUGUUCCAGUGGGUAACCCGUGGCGGGCCAUCACUUUGUGGGUGAGGAUGCUGGGAGAGCCCUCGGUGGAACGUGGCGAGGUCCCCACAGGGACUAAGGCUUUUAGAAAAGGAAACCACUGGUGCUCCCUUGUGCACACGCCCCACCUGCUGGUCAAGCGGCAGCACUGCACUGUUGGUCAAGCGGCAGCACUGCACUGUUGAAGGGCUGCUUCACCUCGGGCGCCGAGAGCUUGGGCUGGUGAUGAGGUCCAGGUCCACACUUGCCCCGGAUCUGCUUGAAUCAGUGGGCUUCAGAGAACGUGGGUGUCGCUAAAGCCAGGCUGAGGCCUGUGGUCCUAGAUCUUGCGCCACCUACCGAUUCGUCCCGAUUCCCCUUUAAACCAACGACUCCAUGACUGUGCUACCUGCGUUUCCGGUCUGUCCACACUACUCCACUCUCAGCUGCCCUUGUGGCGAGUCCUCUCUCAGCAGCUAAAAGCAGCCCUGGACAGAGCUGUGUCUCACCCUCAGGGCGGUCACCCAAUUUACCGCCAUUCAGGCAGAUCCAGCUUCCUCGUCCUAGUUACUCAUCUACCUCAGCCUCCCGGGCACUUGAUUCACUCAUCUCUUCACUGUCCUCUUCCUAAGGGUGGGAAACUGGGGGCUAGGAAAUGACCACUGGCUGUUUCUUCUGGAAGGUCUCUCAAGAGGUUAGCUCCCUCCUCACCCUAGAAUGGGCUGGGCAGGCUGGGCGUGCCUGGCGUCGCCCCCAGGAACACAGCGGAGGAGGGAGAAGGUAAUCGGGCACCCUACCCUCCCUCCGCAGGGCCCAGGCGUCCAGCUCAUCACUGGCAUCCCCACGCCAAAGCCCUGCCCGGCCUUUCUGGGGGGGCCAGCAGCCUGUCGCCUGCACUUACCGCCUUGGACAGGAAAUAAGCAGCUUCUGCAUUUUUUUUUUUUCAUUUUCCAGUCUUUUCAUUUCUAUGCCAGCGCUGGCCCUGUAGCUUUUCUGACCCCCUGGUCUUCUCACAUUGCUGUCCUACAAUUUGACAGACCUGUGUUUUGCCUUAUUUUUUAAUAAAAAAGUUCACAUCUU
Molecule: messenger RNA, 4781 nt
Organism: Lepus europaeus (European hare)
Lineage: Eukaryota; Metazoa; Chordata; Mammalia; Lagomorpha; Leporidae
Gene: RBMS2
Product: RNA binding motif single stranded interacting protein 2
Exons: 13
Coding region: 165-1637 (490 amino acids)
Cellular component (GO): nucleus; ribonucleoprotein complex; cytosol
Molecular function (GO): mRNA 3'-UTR binding; poly(A) binding; poly(U) RNA binding
Source: RefSeq, a predicted model, not a curated record